Messenger RNA from Juglans regia (Persian walnut), 1047 nucleotides. RefSeq lists its product as uncharacterized. The transcript has 2 exons. Lineage: Eukaryota; Viridiplantae; Streptophyta; Magnoliopsida; Fagales; Juglandaceae. Bases 178 to 654 code for a protein of 158 amino acids. The record is from RefSeq and is a predicted model, not a curated record.
UUUGGUAAUAGUGUAAAGCCUUUAAGUACUGCCACAACUCUCACAACAGUCCAAACCUCUCUCUCCACCUCUCGCUCGCUCUGAAACUGCACUCCCAGGAUCGAGAAGGACCACGUAAACAUGUCGAAACUCUGUUAGAGUUGGAAGCUGAGAAGAAAAACGAAAACAAGAAAGAAAAUGGUGGAAGAAGACGGGUAUGCAUGGGCACCAAUAGGAGCUCCAUUGAACGACGUGCAGAGAGAGGAGCACUGGAGGCACUUUGACAACUCGGUCAACGCCGUGUCGUUCGGCUUCGUUGCUACUGCCAUUCUCAUCUCCAUGUUCCUGGUCAUGGCCAUCUUUGAGAGGUUCCUCAGACCCACCUCACCUGCUCUCUCCCCGUCCAGUGGCCAUAGCCACCGUGACCUUGAGGCCCAGACGGGCUUCAAUGCCAAGCUCGGCCACCCAUCUCCCAAAAUGACUGUAUACACAAGUGGAGUAUCGGUUCUGAUGCCUGGAGAUGAUAUUCCUACCUUCAUUGCACACCCGGCUCCCAUGCCAUGUCCCCCUGAACGUUGUUUAUGGCCUAACCAUCAACAUAUUUCAUUGCCUAAUCUCAACUCAAACUCCAACUUGAGCACAAGCUCAAGCUCACUGGGAGAAAACGAGACAUGAAAAACGCAUGCUUACUUUUUUAAACUCAAAUCUCCAUUGAGCUAAGCAAGAGUUAUCUCCCUAGCCACCGAAGCUGGCAUAUGUCAGACAGAAUUCAAGGUUGCCUCCAUUUCCUUUCCCAUCAGAUUGUAUAUAGCAUUUACUGGGCAGGCUGGCUUUGGCGUGUGAGUCACCAUCCAAGUGGAACUUUCAUUUCGUUUUUAUCUUUUUAAUGUUUAGGUAUUCAAAUAUGAUUGGAUUCUUAAGAGAUAUAUUGCCUUUCCCAUCAGAUUGUAAAUGAGGAAAUAUCACUUCGUGUUGAGUAUGGAGAUUCGUUAGGAGAGUAAGCAAUUUGUUGCAUAUCUAUGUCAGACAAUUACUGAACAAGGAAAGUCAUUAUUGCAGUUACCACUA